Molecule: messenger RNA, 822 nt
Organism: Lactuca virosa
Lineage: Eukaryota; Viridiplantae; Streptophyta; Magnoliopsida; Asterales; Asteraceae
Source: the annotation of a GenBank genome assembly
AUGCUUGUAAAGUCAACCUACUCUCAUCUUCUUCUUGCACCUCCACCUCCACCUCCACCUCCACCACCACCACCACUACCACAACCACAACCACCGUCUCUACUAUCACUCCAAUGGGCAGCAACCCUCAAAAACGAUCAAAGAGAUCUCAAGAGGGAAACAAUGUCAGCGACCCAAAAGAAACGCCAUCACCCUUCCUAUCGAGGUGUAAGAAUGAGGAGUUGGGGCAAAUGGGUGUCUGAAAUUCGUGAGCCAAGGAAGAAAUCAAGGAUAUGGCUUGGAACAUUCUUAACAGCUGAGAUGGCAGCCAGAGCCCAUGACGUGGCAGCAAUAGCCAUAAAAGGCCGUUCAGCUUACCUCAAUUUCCCUGACACCGUGCAUCUACUUCCACAGCCAGCCACCACAUCACCUAAGGACAUUCAAGAAGCGGCGGCUAAGGCUGCAGCUUCAUGUGGCGGAGAUGAACCCCAAUCACCUAGUAAUACAGUUCUUUCUCACUCUAAUUCAUCAAACACUUUAUCAUCAUCAGAUAACACACAAGAUUCAGUGGCAUCCAUAGUAGAAGACGAUGAGGCAUUCUUUCAACUGCCAGAUCUUUCUCUAAACAGCAACCAUAGGAGCGAUAUGUUUGGCUAUUACCAUUCAUCAUGGCAUCUGGGGCCUGAAAUUGAUAUCGACUUUAGGCUUCAAGCAGAAGAGCCAUAUCAUUGGGAUACAUCUGGCGUCAUAAUUUACCGAGAUGCUAGGAGAGUUAGUAAAGCCGUAAGACUGGUAGUUAUUAGUAAUUCAUUCAGUAAGUUGACCAGCCAUAUCCGAUGGUAA